UAGUUUAUAUAAAGUUCCAGCUCUGUCAUGUUUCACUUCCCUAAAACUAUAAUCUCUAACAUAUAAUAAAACCAAGAAAAUUUCAGUGUUUUUUGGCUAUGGAAUCUGAUUCAUCCUCUAUUGAUCUUACUCGUCUUAACGAAGAGUUGCCAGUGAAAAUCGAGGAGAUGUUGAAAUUGAGUAACAAAGAAGAUGACAUAAUAAGUCUCAGGUUAUUAGACCUGACAGAUAUUGAUGAUUUUAUGGAAUGGUUUACGGAUGACAACGUUAAUAAGUUUUGUUCUCGUGACACUACUUUCAUAUCCAAAGAAGACGCGAUGCAAUACAUUGCUGAUGUUGUUAUACCACAUCCAUGGUACAGGGCAAUAUGCUUAAAUGACAAGCCAAUUGGUUCAAUUUCUGUAUCACCAUUUCAUGGAAGUGAUAUAUGCAGGGGAGAAAUUGGAUACGAGAUAUCAUCAAAGUAUUGGGGCAAAGGGAUUGCCACCAAGGCGGUGAAGAUGGUGGCGUCCACCAUCUUCGUAGACUGGCCCCACUUGGCCAGGCUAGAAGGUAUUGUGGCUGUUGAUAAUAUAGGAUCACAAAGGGUGUUGGAAAAGGCUGGUUUUAUUAAGGAAGGUGUUUUGAGGAAGUACUAUCUUGUUAAGGGGAUACCAAUAGAUAUUGUUAUGUUUAGUCUUUUAUUUAUUGAUCAACAACUUACCUACUUUACUUGAGCCGAGAAUUUAUUGGAAACAGUUUAUUUACCUUCACAAGGUAGGAAUCAAGCUGUGUAAUAUCAUCCUCUCCAGAAUCUCUAGUUGGCUAAAGUGGAGUACUCUAGUAUGUAUAACUAUUGUAUAAUUCUCUCUCUAUAUAUGAAUAACAUUGUAUAUCAUUAUAUUAUACAAAUUGUAAUAAGUAUACGCUGUUAUACCAUAAGAUGGACUGAACUCUCUGCUUUUUGAGACUAAAGCCAGAAGAAAGAAAAAAAAAAUGAAAGAAAAGGUGUGCAACACUUUUGGGCUAAAGAUUUAUGAUAUAAGUUUUGGGCUA
Molecule: messenger RNA, 1035 nt
Organism: Solanum tuberosum (potato)
Lineage: Eukaryota; Viridiplantae; Streptophyta; Magnoliopsida; Solanales; Solanaceae
Exons: 1
Coding region: 99-716 (205 amino acids)
Molecular function (GO): acyltransferase activity, transferring groups other than amino-acyl groups
Source: RefSeq, a predicted model, not a curated record